Messenger RNA from Aphanomyces invadans, 649 nucleotides. RefSeq lists its product as hypothetical. The coding region runs from base 228 to 560 and encodes 110 amino acids. NCBI's taxonomy places the organism in Eukaryota, Oomycota, Saprolegniomycetes, Saprolegniales, Verrucalvaceae. The transcript has a single exon. The record is from RefSeq and is a predicted model, not a curated record.
GAGUCAGGUCUACUUCUGUCGACUCUAUCUCCACAUUUGCACCGCUGCAUAGCCUUCCACAAGAACGAGGGGUCGGCGGGUGACCUUGCGCGACUUGACCGGCAGAGGUAUCAUGCAUUUAUGCGAAUCUUGUGGUUCUCUGGCGUCACUCGCCCUCGUCAGCUGCGUCCGUCGCCAAGAUGCAAACCAUCUUCAUUUGGAUCGUAUUCGAACGAGUCUAGAUUCAAAUGCACACCGCAACGGUGCCAUUGGGACCACCCAUCGACACGUGUACAGCACGUAGGCGUCCUCUGGCAGCGGAAAUGACACGGACGACGUUUGUGCUACCUUGCGAAUCAAGCUCUCGUUCUGGGAAGCCUGCAACAAACACGUCGAAGCUGUUGAAUCUCGAGUGGGACGGACGACGUCGGUCUUCCUAUGCCAGUGACUCAAGUGUCGCGAUGACCACCACCAAGCGAUCCAUCAACUCGAAAGACGCGACGACUCAGUUUACAUUUACGUUGGACAACAUCACCAUACAAAGAAGGCGGACACAGAUCGACAGGGUCUGGUCGCCAUGAUCGGCACUUCAAUCAGCGACUUCUUGUCGCCGAGGACGGCCAAGUUGGAGGUCAUCGUGGCUGUAAAAUCAAUGUCGUCCGACUCGUUC